This is a messenger RNA of Brachypodium distachyon (stiff brome), 1486 nucleotides long. Its product is annotated as S-norcoclaurine synthase 1. NCBI's taxonomy places the organism in Eukaryota, Viridiplantae, Streptophyta, Magnoliopsida, Poales, Poaceae. The transcript has 5 exons. The record is from RefSeq and is a predicted model, not a curated record. The coding region runs from base 221 to 1315 and encodes 364 amino acids.
UGAGCAUAGGGUUACCAUAAAUGCUCAUAAGGAAAGGUUAUCCAUAUCUGCAUUUCACGUUCCAAAGUUUGAAGCCAUAGUUUCACCGAUUCCGGACAUCGUAGAAGGGAAGGUGCUAUACAAAACGUUGACAUGAUACCCUUGAUCCAUCCUGCAUUUGCAAUGAUCUUAUAUAGCAGUAGCCUUUGGCAUGAGCAAGUAGCACUGGUGAUAAACGAAGAUGGAGUCGCCAUUGACCGGCAGUGAGAGCAGAUGGUUGCAUGUAACAAAGUCGCCGAUUCCGGUGAGGAACGUGCAGGAUCUGGUGGCGUCCUCCGACGAGCUGACGGCUGAGACGAUGGAACGGUACAUCCGGCAGGACAUCGACCGUGAUGUAGUCCUCGCCGGGCACUCUGCUGAGAUCCCCGUGAUUGACCUUGCUAAGCUCCUGAAUCCUGAUUCUGUGGCAGCCGAGCUAGCCAAGCUGAGAUUCGCCUGUGAAGACUGGGGUUUCUUUCAGGUCAUAAAUCACGGGUUACCAAACGAGGUCAUCGCGGCUGCAAAGCAUGACAUUGAGGAUUUCUUUCGGCUUCCUCUUGACGCGAAGAAUGAUCAUGCGCAGCGCCCAGGAGAAAUCCAAGGCUAUGGCCAAGCUUUUGUGGUGUCUGAUGAUCAAAAGCUUGACUGGGCCGACAUGUUAAGCCUCUUCUCUCAGCCGCCUCAGCACCGUGAUAUGAGCUAUUGGCCAAAACAACCUCAUACUUUUAGGAAUUCCAUCGGAGAGUACUCUUCUGAGUUGCUGAAAUUUUCCCGCUAUAUCGAAACCUUCAUUGCAAAGACACUUAAUGUUGAUUAUGAGUUGAUGGGGGGUAAUUGUGCGGUUCAAACUCUAAGGAUGACCUACUACCCUCCUUGCAUGUCAAUGCCUAACAAGGUUUUAGGCUUCUCACCACAUUCUGAUGGAUCUUUCAUAACCAUCCUCUUAGAAGUUAAUUCAGUCCAAGGUCUACAAAUCAGAAAGCAUGAUGUUUGGGUUCCUGUGAAACCACAUCCUGAAGCAUUACUGGUGAACGUAGGCGACCUUCUAGAGAUUAUGACGAACGGAAAGUACAAGAGUGUUGAGCAUAGGGUUACCAUAAAUGCUCAUAAGGAAAGGUUAUCCAUGUCUGCAUUUCACCUUCCAAAGUUUGAAGCAAUCAUUUCACCAAUUCCGGACAUUAUAGAAGGGAAGGUGCUAUACAAAACAGUGAGAGUAGAAGAGUAUGCAAAAUUAUAUCUGUCAAACAAACUUGAUGGAAAGAAAGCUUUGGACUUUGCCAAGAUAUCCCCAACAUAAGAAACAUGCCUCUAUGUUGUUUGGGACAAUAAUGUUGUCUUGAGUGUGAAAGGGGCUGUACCUAUCACGUAGGGACAAAUCUGGGAGAAGUUUGUGUCGUGCGCGGAAUACUUCGUUAUAUUAUGGAUAGUUCUUGUUUUUAUAAAGAUGUUGGUUGUUACUUCACCUGAA